GAAAAACAUUGACAUUGACGUAGCUUUCAAUGACAAUAAUGACAGCAAGGAAAGACCGUUGGUUUUAAAGCAUUUUGAUUUUGAUUUCAUUUUCUGUUUUUUUUCUUUAAUUGUACUGAUGAUGAACAAUAACAACGAUUUUCCGCUUGCUAAAUACAAAAAGGCUAUGGAGAAUAUGUACUUUCAAAGUAGACUGAAAACCUACACAAAGUGGCGUUUUUCUGCGAAUCACAACUGCAGUGCUUCUAAGAUGGCAGAAGCUGGUUUUAUUUGCGUAGCCACUAAGGACACGGAACCGGAUCUAGUAAGAUGCUUUUUCUGCAAGAAAGAAUUGGACGGUUGGGACGCCUCUGAUGUUCCAUGGGAUGAGCACAAAAGUCAUUCCACCAAAUGCUUAUUUGCUCAAUUACAAAAACAUGAAGACGAUAUGACUGUUAAGGAAUUUUUACUGUUGCAGAAAGAAUUGAUGAUCAAUCUUAUUUCUAAUCAUUUCGAAGACAAGGAGAAACAAGUUAAAAAGCUGUGCCAUAAGAAGAAACUUUCAUUGAACUAAAGUUGAAUAAUUUUAAACUUUUUUUUCACGUAUUGUAUUUUUAAUAGGAUUGGUUUUGCUAAAACUUCACAAUCAUACUUGCAAUGGAAAUUUGUAUAUACUUUUUUUACUAUAUAAUAUAGAUGUUGGAGCUGAUUAUCUGCUGUACUCACCCCAUUAUCACUUCAGGUGUCUGAUAAUGAAAUUUGUAUACUAUGCAAAUUGGAAAGAGAAAGGGAUUGUCUUGGAAUUGCCGACAACAACUUCAUUAGAUAUUCUGAAUUGUAAAUUUAUGUAAAUACGUUUGUAUUAUUUUAUUAAUCACUACCACACACAUACAUCACGUCAUAUUUUCCAUAGUUUUGCGAAUUUGAAUAUUUACAUCUGAAUCGCGGAUUGAUUAAAUCUUCC
Messenger RNA from Phyllotreta striolata, 943 nucleotides. The record is from the annotation of a GenBank genome assembly. NCBI's taxonomy places the organism in Eukaryota, Metazoa, Arthropoda, Insecta, Coleoptera, Chrysomelidae.